Molecule: messenger RNA, 7611 nt
Organism: Caenorhabditis auriculariae
Lineage: Eukaryota; Metazoa; Nematoda; Chromadorea; Rhabditida; Rhabditidae
Source: the annotation of a GenBank genome assembly
AUGACUUCGGGUGCAGCGGCUGACGUUAAAGGAGAUGAUAUUUCUUCAUUUCCAAACGGAGAGCAUAAAAACAAAGACAGUGAAGAACUCGAUUCGGGGAAUCAUUCUACUGCCAAUAGUCCAGACGUACCUAAACUAGAUCAAGAUCAAGGUAGUCUAUAAAUGAAAAAAAAAAAAAAUAAUAAGACGACCCUUUUUUAGGCGGUGAGCUGGCAAAUGGUGCCGUUCCUCUCGGUGACAAAACACUCAAGCUCAACAUUCAGCCAUCAGUAGGUGAACCUUUUGAGCUGCAGGUUUGGAUGGAAAUAAAAAAAUAAAUGACAAUUAAAAAUUAUAGGUGAACGACAAUGAGAUGGUACAAGAAUUAUAUCAAACGCUUCUUGAUCGUGACUCCACAUGUCAUAGAACUUGUUUUUCUCUUCAUUUCAAUGGACAACAUCUCGAUAGCUUUAUUGAACUUAAAAAUGUUCCGGACCUUGUUGACGGCAGUACCAUAAUUGUCAUUGAUGGUAGGAUAAAAAUAUGAUUCGAAAUUUAUUUAUUUUUGUUGCAGAGCCUUUUUCUGUGCGCGAAGCAAGAAUCCAUUUGAAACAUGUUCGUGAAUUGUUGAGAAGCGGAAUGGGCAUUGAUCCCAUGGAUGUUGCGUCAGCAGUUGAUUGCUCCUCCUUCACUUUCCUGCAGAAUAUAAACAUGCAAGACAAAAAAGAUGGCAAGGACGGGAAGAGCUUCGAUUGCGUUCCACCUGAUUUUGUCCUCCCUGGGACCAAGGUUUUAAAAUUUGAAGUUUUUCCUUCAACUCAGUUUCAGGAGCGUUCUUUGGCAUACUUGUUGCCAUCUCCUCCUCCGAAAAACCUGCUUGCCUUGAGAAACAUCUCAGUAUCUGCAUACAAUCCUCCACCAGGUCCAAGAAAGUUGAAGGGCGAUAUUCUCUACAUAAACGUCGAGUUAUGCGAGAAGAGACUUGUCCAUGUCACGUGUUGUACCAAGGUAGAUUUCGACAAGAUGAGAAUUUUUCCAUGCGAAAUAUUCAGGGAUUCUACGUGAAUGCAUCUACAGACGAUGUGUUCAAUCCUCUUCCUUCUGGUCAGUACAGAACAGUUUAUCACAGCCUUGUCGAGCUUUUGAACGCUGUGAGCCCCACAUUCAAGAAGGUGAGGAUAGUUUGAUUUAUUCAAUAUUAUGGUCUUUCCAGGUGUAUCCGUUGAUUCUCAAACGAAAGUCGGAACGAUCUCUGCUAGAAAGACUUCCUUCGACCUACCCAGUUUUCUCUUGGGUUUCGCCGGCUCUCCAAGGCUCCGAACUGUACUCUGAAGACUCGACGCGGUCCGAUGAGCUCUCACAGCCUUUCCGAGUAGGAUACGAAGGUGGGUUGUUUUUUUUUUCUGAUUUAAGAAUAAAUUGGGUUUUCAGACCAUUUGCCUGGGUCCAUUCGCGACUGGAACGAAGAGCUGCAAACGACUUUUGAGAUGUCGCGUGGUUCUAUUAUGGAACGUAUCAUCAGAGAUCGAAGCUACUUCAAAAUCCACAGUGAUUUCAUCAAUGCGGCUGUUCGAGUAUGUGCUCAAGCUCUACUUGUUGUUUUUUUAUCAAUUUUUUAUUUCGAAAAAAAGUUUUUUUUAAGCUCUAAAAACUCUUUUUAUUGGAAAGUAGACUUUUCAAGUUUCUGAAGUUUUAGAAUUUUUGAAAAUGAACUCCUGAAUUUUCUUAGUUCUCGGUUACCUUUUUAAAUUAUUUAAUGACUUGAGAUCUCUUCAGGGAGCAACUGCAGUGAUCGAUGGAAACGUCAUCGCUAUCAAUCCAGCCGAUGACCGCAAAACUCACAUGUUCAUUUGGCAGAAUAUCUUCUUCAGCUUGGGUUUCGACGUCAAGGAUCACUACAAAGUACCAACUUCUUGAGCUUCCCAGUCAUCCAUUUUUGAUCAGGAACUCGGAGGGGAUGCUGCCGCUUUUGCUGCGACAGCGGCUGAUCUCCAAGGCGUGAAAGCCUUUUCAACACUGGAAAAUUCCAAACUUUGCACUCUUGGAAUGGCUAUUUUCGACUACCGAGGGUAUCGAGUCACCGCUCAAAGCAUUAUUCCCGGGAUCUUGGAACGAGAACAGGUGCACGUUCCUCCCAAAUAUUUAUAGCUCGGUUUGAACAAAUAAUUUUCGGGAACUUAUUUUAUCGUUGAAUUUGAAAAGUCUCAAAGUUUGGUUCAAGCCAUUGCUCAAACUGACAAACUUACUUUAAGAUGAUAUUUUUCAGGAACAGUCGGUCGUGUAUGGCUCGAUUGACUUUGGAAAGAGCGUCGUAUCCGACGAACGCUACCACGGGCUUCUGGAAGCCGCUGCGCGAGAACUGAGAAUGAUGCCUCACGAAGUUAUUUCUGGCGCCGAAGGCAAUGAGAAAACUUUGAAGCUCUUCACGAGCUACGAGACGAAGGUACUUUACGAUUGCAGUCAGAAAAUCCCAUGGAAAUGUUUAGGGUAUCAUUGGAAAUGAUGGAAGAACUUAUGUUUUGGAUCUUCUUCGUACCAUGCCUCCUGACGUUCAUUUUCUGGAAAAUGCCGAGGUAUUUUUUUUAAAAAACAAACAUGAUAGUUUUAACUUGCAUCAACGAAAAAAUUUGAUAGUUAAGCUGAUGGUCCAACAAAAGCUCUGAGAGCUUCAGAGAAACGUAAGUAAACUGAAAAGAACUUAUUGAGCAAAUUAGGUUAUAGGCGAAAAAUUAUCAAUCAUAAACCUCCAGUACGUUGUUUAGUUCGUUCGUUUCAGUUCUUCAGUCGCUUUCAUGAACUAUUGAGGUUAUUUUGAUCUCGAGCGUGAAAGUUUCAAGUUUAUCGAAAGGUACUUCUGAUGUUCAUAGGUCGGUGAAGCUGCUAAGAAGGCAGGAUAUCCCAGAAAACUGCCGCACAAGCUGCCCGCAGUUCGACGAGAACUUGUCGACUUGUUCCACGAGAACAGGUGUCUGCAGUUCAUCAAGGUCGCUGCUCAGCACGUUCGCAACGCCAAGGAUGAGAAAACUGAAGACGAAGCUGUUCUCGGUGAGUUUCAACGGCAAAGCUAACACCAAUAGAAACGUUUGCAAAGACUAAUUUUUUUUUAUAUUUAAAUGGCAUAUGGACAUUUUAGUGAGCGUUUCUGAAAUGAUUUGAUGUUUUAGCCGAAGCGGAGAACGACUUGGGUCGUGUUCUGGUCGACAUCACGGAAGGAAGAGAACCCAACACGGAAAAUUCUGUCAUUGUUGCGGCACUCGCAAAGGUAUCAUUCAUUUUAUGAUUGAGUUAUAACUUUCGUUCAAAUUGAAGGCGGCCGUCAGUGCAGGAUCUCUUCGUGAUGAUUCUCUGGACAUUCGCUUCAAUCCUGACUGUUUCUCUACACUCGUUCGUCACGCUCCAGGACAGUCUUUGGAAAGGCAAAGAAAUCUGGUCAUCGAGGUUUUUCUCUGAAUUGUAGAACUCUUUCUCAGUUCAUUCAAUAGAUUUGCGAUUUCAUCCUCACUUCGCAAAUCCCCGAACUUGUGCAGCAAUGCCUCGAGUGCGUUAUCACGCCGAUAGACGGGGAAGGACUCUCGGAGCAGUUGCACAUGCGAGGAAUCAACAUCAGAUACCUCGGGGAAUUUGCCAAACAAGUUUGAAAAUUGAUUUCUCUCAUUCAUUUUUUUCAUGUAUUUUCUCGUUCAAGUACUGUUUAGAUGAGGUAUCGAAAGUGUGGUUUUCUAUUUCUAUCUCUAUUUCGGCUCUCUAUUUUAAGAAUUGUCUUCAUAUUUGCUAAACUUGCAAAUAAUCACGAAGAAUAGUUUAUUUCGGCUUCAGUUUUAUCAAACACUCUAUUUUCAUGCGCGUCUUUUUUUUCAAGAAGGUAGGAAACAUCUGAAAUCAAAAAUAGAAUGAUAAUUUCAAGCAAAGAGGACUACGUUUUUUUUCUCUAGUUUUCUUGUUCAGGUUGAUCCGUCAAGCUCUUUCAUCCGUACUCUAGUGUUUUCUGAACUCGUCUGUCGCAGUGCCAAGCACAUUAUUCGUCCAUUUUUAAACUCUGUGACCGCGGUGAGUUUUGAGAGUUUUCUGAAAAUGAAUAAAAAAUUUUUGUCAUGAAAGAAGUUUAUUUCUAGCUGUCUACAUUAUGAAUCUUCAAUCAUUCUCCUUAUCAGUUGUGAGAUUUAUUUCACAGCUCAAUCGCAAUCAGUUCAUUUUAUUCUGAAGUUUUGUAAUUAUUUUGCUUCGAAAUACGACCUGAAACUCGGAUUUAUUUAUCAGAUCAUGAGGUAGUUUUUGAACAGUAUUGUGGUUUCUUGCUUGAAUUAAAUCGGAAAAUUCAUGUUCAAUGAAUAGUCAGUUUCAGGAACAAUAUAGCUCCUGUGUGUCGCACUUGUUGAGUGCAGUUUUCGGCAGCGGUGUCGGCGAAAACGUUCCGAUGCCGAAUCUCACUGAGAAGACCAACAAAAAGGUUUAUCUUUGCAUUCAUUGCUCGAAGAAUUCUACUACUCAGAACAACAAAAAGGCGAGCGGAAAAAAGCGUGCGGCGAGUGGUGGGUGGACCACAGUCACCAGUGCUUCCAUUUGGAAAUCGAUUGUCGAUGAAUGCAAAUCCUACUUUGGAUACGAUCUCAAGGUUUCGUUUAUAUUUUUAUCUCUUCACUGUUUUCUCUUUUUUUUUAAGGCUUCUUCUCUUGAUGCAUUAAUCGAAUCUCAUGGCAUCCAGAAAAUUUCCUUGCUUCGUCGCGUUUGCAGAAGCCUCGGAAUUCAGUUGGCUGCCAAAGUAUGAAUCAGGAUAAUUUACUGAAACAUCUCUGAUUUUAGGACUAUCAAUUGGACUCGCCUAACAAGACUAAGUCUAUUUUCGGCGAAGACGAUAUCAACAACCUUUAUCCGGUCAUCAAGCAUCAGAAUGUGAGAUUUUCGAUUUUUCUACAGCUUGCACCAAUCAACAUUCAAGAAUGUUUUCAGAUUAGGUUUAGGAGACUUAUAAAAUUUUUGUUUAAAAUAAUAAUUUCAAAACUUCUUGAUGUAAGAUCCAUUUUUUUUUUCACGGUUCCCAAAAUUCGAAUUUCGCGUAUUUUGCGAAAUCAUUUUUGAACAGAAACGACGCCAAUUUUGUAAUGACAGAGAUCAAUUUGAACAAGGCAUCGUUUGCUGUGUCAGUCACUGACUCGAGUCACUUAAAGUCGUAAUUUUCCAAGUCGCUGAAGUGAGUUUCCUUCCAGCCUUGGACUAUGGACGCCAAAAAGCUUUACGGCCGCGGGCAGCAGGCAAUGCAGCUGGGGCAGGCUCGCGAAGCCUUCGACUGCAUCGCCGAAUCUGUGAGUUUCCGUCCGAGUGACGUCAGUUCCUCUUUUGAAGGUCAACCUCAUGACUUCCGUCUAUGGCGCCAUGCACGCGGAACUCGCCCAGGCUCUUCGUUGUCUUGCUCGUCUUUCUCAUGUUCUUCACGAUUCGACGGAUGUACGUACCUUUUUCAAUUCGUUUCAUAUUUUACAUCCUGUUCAUUCCAAAUAAUUUUCGAUAAUUGGGUCCUGUUUCAUUUUCACUACAUUUGGAGCCGCAUUUGUUUAGGGGCUGCCAAAACUAUUACAUUUUCAGCUGAGAAGGCUCAUUGGCGGCUUUAUUUCCAGAACUUUCUUAUAUGUUUUGCCUGUGGAAAUUUUCUUCGUAUAUCGGGAAGAAAGAAUUAUUUAGGCGCUGAAUCACCAACACAAGGCUACGAUGAUGAGUGAACGAGUCAACGGCUUGGACAGUGGAAACACGAUCAUGGAAUAUGUGAGAUCGAUCCUGCAGUCGAUGUAUUUGUUCAACGAUUGUUUAGGUCAACCUGGCGCACUUUGCCUUUGCUAAUUUGCUCAUAAAUGCUUCGCUUCGUUUGUUGUACCGCGCCCGUUAUUUGCUUCUCAUCAACUAUGGAGAGAAGCACCCGAUUAUGGCCCAAAUCGAUGUUUGUUUUCGAUUAUUUUUUCUCCAUCGAUAAUUUUUAUCUUCAGUCCAACAUCGGCGUUAUUCUGUUUGCCAUUCAAGAAUAUGAAAGCGCGUUGAAAUUUCUGAACUCGGCCGACUCCAUCUCGAAGGCCGUGGGAGAGCCGAAAAAGCUUAAGGUAUUUGGAAAAGAUCAAGAUGAAAAGGUUGAAUUAAUUCCAGACGGCUCUGAUCACACACAUGAUCGCGCGAGUCCACGCGUCGCGUGGCGAUUUCCGAGCAGCACUCGUCGCCGAGAAGGAGACCUACUCGACCUACGUCACUCUGUUCGGGGCCGACAACGAAAGAACGAAGGAGUCGAGUGACUACCUGGGUAUCCUCACUCAGCAGGCCGUCACCUUCCAGAAGAAGAUGAUGGACGCCAACAAGAGCAGCUCCAUCUCGCAGCUUCUCCCUAUUCAGGUUAGUUUUUGGUGGUAUGAAAAAAAGGCAGCGAAAAUUCAAACGGCGACUUUCCCAAUUUUUUCGUAUCGCUAGGGAACUUUCCGACGGCCACCUUUCCGAAGAAUCUUUUUCCGACUUUUUUCCCUUAUAUUUUUCGGUUUAUAAAACAUCUAUAAACAUUUUUUUUCCUAUUUCUUUGUGUUUUAAUCAUGAACCAACUACCUACUUUAUAUAGGAAGCUUUGAAACGAAGAUUUUAUCGAGAAAAAAAGUCGGAAAAAAUUUCAUCGGGAAGGGGGUCGUCGGGAAGUUCCCUAGCGAUAUGAAAAAAUCGGAAAAGUCGCCGUUUGAAAUUUCGCUGGUCUUUUUUUCAUACCACGUAGUUUUCAUUUCCCAGUUAUACUCUACACGGAGAAGCAAUAUCGCCGCUCAGAAAAAGUCGUCUAAUUGAUCUCAGAAAUUAAUUUAUUGAAUAUAGCGAGGUACCUUCAUGGGCCCCUAUGGUUGUUACUAGAGUUCUCAAAAUGACCAAUUGAAAAAAAUGACAUUUUUCAAAAACGAAAAAUUUUCUUUUUGACAUUUCAAACGAAUGUCGUUUUUUUGAAAGAUCAACCAAAAUUGAUCACUUUCAUUCUUUUUCAUUUUGUGACUUUUUUCAAAUAAUGACUGAAAAAAAUAGAUGGUCAUUUUUCUAAACAAUCAUAUUCUGACUAGUAAAUAAAUGUUCGUCUUAAUGACCAAAUUUUUUUCAAAGUGAAAAGUAAAUGGUCACUUUUUUUCGACCAAAAAUUUUUCGAAACGAAUUUUAAAUGUUUACUCUUUUGACCAAAAAUCUUCAAAAUGAAAUUUAAAUGUUCAUUUUUUUAACCAAAAAUUUUUUUCGAAAAAAAUAAGUAAUUGUUCAUUUUUUUAUCAAAUGCUUAGUUAUAAAAAUUUAACCAAAAUGAAGUUUUUUUAACAAACGGUUCAUGUGAAAUUUAACUAAUUGGUCGAAUUCAUCAAACGUUCGGAAAAUGUUUGGUUGAACGUUCGUUCAAACAUUUACUUUUUGAGAACUGCCACUCUGGAGUUCCUAAAGAUAAUAAUAAAAAUAGACUUGCAGAUCCAAGCGCCCUCGCUUUCGUCAAUCCUCGAGGUGCUGAACAUUCUCAACGGCUUCAUCAUCAUCCCCAUUUCUCCUUCUUUCGCGAUGAGACCCGAACCUGGUUCGGAUAGCGAAGAAGCGGAGGCCGAGAAGAGCAAAGCCUUGAACCAACAGCUCGAAAACGAAGGACUCGACUGA